This is a messenger RNA of Bombyx mori (domestic silkworm), 1923 nucleotides long. RefSeq lists its product as uncharacterized. Gene Ontology annotation, molecular function: catalytic activity. Bases 1 to 1923 code for a protein of 640 amino acids. Gene Ontology annotation, cellular component: nucleus. NCBI's taxonomy places the organism in Eukaryota, Metazoa, Arthropoda, Insecta, Lepidoptera, Bombycidae. The transcript is spliced from 3 exons. Gene Ontology annotation, biological process: chromatin remodeling. The record is from RefSeq and is a predicted model, not a curated record.
AUGGCGGACGACGACCCCGCCAUGUUCGUCCUUUUCGUCCGGGAGUUUUGCCCGGACAUCAUGACUCAAUUUAAGGCCCAUAAAGCCAAAUUAGCAGCUCAGUCCCGCGCACCGCUCGCCGCCGCCGCGAAUAUCCCAGACUCGCCGAUGUCGCCCCCCACCCCCGCGCCCGCGUCGAUAGCGUCCUGCGCGGCAUCGAGCUCCGGCUCCGACUCCGACCGGCUGGUCCCCGUGGAAGAGUACGACCACAACCCUCCAGGAAAACCACAAAAACAAAAAACCACUAAACUGAACAAAGACUUUAAGAAUUGUAUAAAAAUUGGAACUUAUAAUGUCAGGUCUCUGUCAUCAAUACACCGAUACUUAGAACUCAAUAAUGCAUUGAAAGAUAUAAAAUACGACAUACUAGGACUCUCAGAAACAAGAAAAAUGGGCUGCCACAUAGAAGAGUAUUCAGACUAUGUUUUCUGCUAUAUAGGAGAAACAAAGGGAUUGUAUGGAGUCGGAUUUUUAAUAAAAAAGGCAUGGAAAAGCAAUAUAACUAACUUCACUUGCAUUUCAGAGAGAGUAGCGCUACUUCAAAUGAAUUUUGGCGGACUAGACAUUUCUAUAAUUCAGGCAUACGCACCCACGGAAAAAUCAGACGAUACAGAAAUACAAAAAUUCUACAAUGAUCUGAAAAAAGCUCAUACACUAUCCAAUGAGAAAAUCAUAAUAUUAGGAGACUUCAAUGCAAAAAUAGGGCAACCCAAAAAAGAAGAAAAACUCGUCAUGGGACAGUACGGGCUAGGCCAAAGAAACGAAAGAGGCGAAAGACUGCUAGAAUAUGCAUUGGAAUAUAGACUAGCAAUAAUCAACACUUAUUUCAAAAAAAGACCCAGCAGAAGAUGGACUUGGAAGUCACCAGACGAAAAAGUUAAAAACGAAAUUGACUACAUCAUGACAAAUGUCCCAAAAAUAGUCCAAAAUUAUGAAGUUCUCAACAACGUAAAGUUCCAAACAGACCAUAGACUACUUAGAGCAACAGUUCUAUUGAGUCAAGCGAAAAAAAAUAGAAAAGGCUUUAAACCACCACCAAAAAUCCCAAAAAAUGAAGAAGAAACAAGAUACUACAUAGACAGCCUCAAAUCGAACAUCGAAACCAAACUAGCAGAUACCAGAAACGUUCAAUCUUACUAUGAUGCGCUAGAAAUAGCUAUAACAAAAAGUUUAACUAGCAAAAACAAUACAAAAAAAGAAAAACGACACAAAAUAUUUAGCGAAGAAACACUAGCCUUAAUUAACCAACGCAGUGAAUUAACUCUAAGAAAGAAUAAAGAUGCUGAUAUAAAGAAAGAACUAAGCAAAAUAUAUAAGGAAACUAGCAAAGCGAUUAAAAGAGACUAUAGUAAGCACAGGCAAAGGAUAAUAACAGAAAAUUUAAAUAAAUUCCGAAGCACAAAGAGAGCAUUUAAAGAAUUAAACUUAAGAAAAACUUGGAUACAAAAACUAGAAGGCCAACAUAAAGAAAUUACAACAAGACAAGAAAUCGUACAGAAGGCAACUUCUUUCUACCAAGAAUUAUACAAAAACAAAAAUAAAACCAUCAAGGAAGCCAAUGAUUCACACAACUGUUAUAACACGGAAACAAUUAGACCGAUAGAAGAAAAAGAUACAUACGCGCAGCUGAAGCAUCUAAAAUCAGAUAAAAGUCCUGGUCCCGACGCAAUAACCAAUGAAGCUCUGAAAAUAGGCGCACCAGUUUUACUUAAGCCUCUCACAGAAUUAUUCAAUCUCAUACUAGAAGCUGAAAUCGUACCAAUCCAAUGGUGCACGUCGGACAUCAUAUUACUAUAUAAAAAAGGAAACCCCCUCGAUAUCAACAACUAUAGACCAAUUAGCUUACUGAACAAGCUGGCUUUCGUUCUGGGUUUAGCACACUAG